UUGCACCGGUUUGCAUAUCAAACAGUAUCAUGAUCGUGGGUGCAUCGCUGGACGAAACCGUUCCGGUACCGUGUCACGUAGCGGCCGACCCACUAGACGUGUCCUUUGAUUGGAACUUUUCCAACAGCGGCGAACGGUUCGAGGUGGCCAGCGGUCAGUUCAAUCUGCUGCAGGAGUUCCACCCGGAGGGCAUCACCCAGUCCCGGUACGACGCGGACGAGGAUAACUCAGAAACGAUCUACGAGCUGCUGUACACGCCGAAAAGUGAGCGUGAGUACGGGACGCUGGCGUGCUGGGCGAAAAAUUCCAUCGGCAAGCAGGUCGAACCGUGCCUGUUUCAAGUAGUACCGGCAGCCAAGCCGGCCCCAUUGCGCAACUGUACCCUGCGGCCCUACUCGACCCUAGUGUCGCCGACGGGUCCACAGCACAGCCAGAAUGCUUCCGCCGCGUCAGCAUCCGCCUACUCGUACACGUACGGCGAUCCGCCGAGCAGCCACCCGGCCGGUCGGCAUCCAGGUCAGCACUAUCGGGACACUAAUUACAUUGUGCCGCAAUUCGUUAAAGAUCGGAACGUGCCACCGGCCGACCAGCGGAAUGUUACAGUGAAAUUUAAUCAGAAAAAUCCCAACCCCGGCGCGACCGGUUCCCGCACCACCGGGCCAUCCACUGCCUCGCUGCGCUCCUCCUCCUCCUCCUCUUCGUCCGCUGCGGUGAAAGCUUCCGGCGCGGUUUCGAACCGUCGAGAUCGGCGUAACCGCACCGGUGGCGGUUUGCCUUCGAUCCGCGACACCGAUACGGCUCGCCUAACCGCGGACGGCGGGGAGGAAAGCAGCGCCGGAACCGGAUCAAAGGAACCGCUUGCCGAUCCACCGCGCCCUCUGCCCGCCCAGCCGCUCGAAAUGGUUCGGCGGCGGGUGAAAGCGGCCACGAGUGAUGAGCAGAACAGCCGCACCGAGCUGCUGAACACGGCGACGGCCGUCCUGCUCGGCGAGGGCGGUUCGGCAGCCGUACUAGCAUCGUCGGCGGUCGGCAACGAUCCGACCGAGCAACAGCGCGGAAGUCGACUGCGCCGGUACACCACCGCCCACCAACGCAACGCCAGCCUACCGGCGACGAACAGCGGAGGCAGCGAAGGCAACAGCAAUCAGCCUUCGCAUCUGCAGCACAGCAGCAGCGACGAUCGAGCCCGGGGUGGAAAUAAUUAUCACACGCCGGGCAAUGCAGCAGCAGCAGCAGCAGCACCGAUUGCAUCGCAAUUAAGAUCGAAAACGAUACGCCACCAAUCGACACUGGCCCCGCCCGCCCCACCAUCGGCCGCCUCCCUCGCCAGCUACGGUGGCGGAUUUUCCGGUGUGAAUGGCGCCACCGGACACGGGCCCACUUCCUACGGAGGCAAUCAUCAUCAGCAUCAUCAGCAUCACUACGUAGGACCGGGGGACGCUAGUGGCGGCGUUGGUGGUGGCGGAGUCGGUGGCAGCCACUCCGCUUCCGUGGGGAACGAGCUGCAGCCCACCAUGAUGGAGCUCGAGUGUGUCGCCGGGUACGAUGGUGGCCUGCCGCAGCACUUUUUUCUCGAGGCGUACGACUCCCGGACGCGCAAAUUGCGCCUAAACAUCACAAGUGCCCUUAACGAUGUGCCGCUCUUCCGGAUCGACCUGACUGAACUAAGUCCCAGCGAAGCCUACACACCGACCCUGCACCUGAUAGCGUACAGCGUGAAUCAGAAAGGUCGUUCCGAGCCGACGAUCCUGGAGGAUAUAGCAAUUAAUGAAGCUGAAAAAAGGACCGAGGGAACGGAAGGUUUAGGGAUACUACCGUUUGCGGCCCUGUUGACCGGUGCCCUCUUCACCAUCGGUAUCGCUGUCCUGCUGGUCGUGGUGCUUGCCAUCCGCCGGAAGCGUGACGGCCACGGCGGUGGUCUGUGUGACGGCAAGGAGAAGCAUAUAGGCAUGGACAUCACGGUAACGACACCGCUCGAGAUGGGCAUGGGACAGCAGAAGUACGUCGUCGCCUACACGCUCAAGCAGGGCGUCGAAAAGCAGCCGGACAUACUGAGCGCCCAAAAGACGGGCUCGGCUAGCGUGCAGUCGAUAAAGGACAUCGGCACGCAAAAGCUGGGCUCCCCGGUGGGCUUGCGGGGUCCCCCGGCCACCGGUACCAUCUACGCGACGGGGGGUGGUGGCUACGAUCAGCAAAAAUCGACCCCUUCCAGCCGGCAGAGCACACUCAAGCGAACGGACGCUUCCGCUAACAGCUACUGUCUGCUUCAGCAGCAACAGCAGCAGCUGAGCAGCACCAGCAAGCAGCCGUACCCGGGCGAGCUGGUCGAGUACGAGAAACCGUACACGAACUACCAGCACACACUGGAGUACAACCACAAUCCGCCACCGCUCGUCGAUCCGUACGCGUACAAAAGCUCCCCGCUGGGCGGUGUGCCCGAGGACCAUCCCCAGCAGCAGCAGCAGCAGCACCACGGUGAGCCGGGCGUUGCGUCAAAUCCUACCGGCUACGAGUAUCGUAGUGGAAGCAGCCGCAGCAACAGCGGCAACCUGAAGCAGGCGGCCACCGGCCUGAACGGGGGCGGAAAUCCGGAGUACCGAUAUUCGGGGUCCGAGUUUGUGACGGAUCUGCUCGACUUCAGCAGUGCCCCGUCGCCCUCGUCCAGCUCGACCGUCGGGGCGACACUAACGAAGACGCGCAACCGUCAGCACAUCAUCACCGACACGCUGCCCGGACCGGAGAGCUGCGUGUAGAGUGACCCACUCGACAACGAACCGCAACCGAGCGAGCGAGCAGCGAGCAGCGAGCCGGCCAGGCUUACGCUAAUCCGGAAGAGUGCUUGCACAAGGGCCGGUCUGCUAAACACGGUCACAGCCGAGCCGGGCCUGCUCGUUAACGGGACAAUAAAAACCCCACGCACGGACGGACGGAUUUCUUUUGGCGCGUUAGAUUAAAACUACUAGCAUGGCGGAUUUUGCGGUGGGACAAAAACACCAACGCCCGCCCGGUGUCGUUCAAGCGGGCAUGGUAUGGUUAAGUGUGGCCACACCAGCAAAGGCAAACACCUUCUUUUUUUAAGGAUGAUGCUGGUAAACAAUCCAAACACAGCCAAUUCCAGCUAAAUACAGCGAUGGGAAGAUGCGACCGCACGGGCAGGAAAACCUCACGCAGGCCGGUUGUACAAAGAACCAUGUAAGCAUGCUUUCCACGAAUACAAUCACACCCGGCACGGCCCACGGCUCUCACUCGAUGGUGCGGCUCAGGUGUAGCGACUUUGUGCAGCGAAGAAUAAAUAGACAGUCUUCCAUUAAGCAAACGAGACAAAACAAAGACAAGAACCCACACACACACACGCAUGGUGAUGGUAGAAGCGGCGUCGCUCUAGAUGAUCUGUGUGCGAAAAAAGAAAAACAAAAAAGGCCCCCGUUUUCCCGGUUAGGACGAACUAUGUUACGUAGGCAAUACAUGUGUUGAACAAAA
Messenger RNA from Anopheles merus, 3480 nucleotides. RefSeq lists its product as uncharacterized. The transcript has 7 exons. The record is from RefSeq and is a predicted model, not a curated record. The annotation marks the transcript as partial. Lineage: Eukaryota; Metazoa; Arthropoda; Insecta; Diptera; Culicidae.